UUAUAAAAUGUUGUAAAUAAGUGAUUUUUCUCCUUCACUGAUGUGCGCUAAUGAGGCUGCACUGAUGGACACUGAUAGGCUGCACUGAUGGGCACUGAUGAGGAGGCACUGGUAGGUGGCACUGAUGGGUAUUGGCAGGCAUCACUGAUGGGCACUGAAAGGCAGCACUCAUAUAUGGCACUGAUAGGUGGCACUGACUGGCACAGAUAGUCGGCACUGACGGGUACUGAUAGGCAGCACUGAUGGGCACUGACAGGUGGCAAUAAUGAGCA
This is a messenger RNA of Staurois parvus, 272 nucleotides long. NCBI's taxonomy places the organism in Eukaryota, Metazoa, Chordata, Amphibia, Anura, Ranidae. The record is from the annotation of a GenBank genome assembly.